This is a messenger RNA of Pygocentrus nattereri (red-bellied piranha), 4372 nucleotides long. RefSeq names its product actin binding LIM protein 1b (gene ablim1b). Gene Ontology annotation, molecular function: actin filament binding. Bases 319 to 2823 code for a protein of 834 amino acids. Gene Ontology annotation, biological process: cilium assembly; lamellipodium assembly; cytoskeleton organization. The transcript is spliced from 30 exons. Gene Ontology annotation, cellular component: stress fiber; actin cytoskeleton. NCBI's taxonomy places the organism in Eukaryota, Metazoa, Chordata, Actinopteri, Characiformes, Serrasalmidae. The record is from RefSeq and is a predicted model, not a curated record.
CUCUCUCUCUCUCUCUCUCUCUCUCUCUCUCUCUCUCUCUGUGGAGUGUGAGCUGCAUGCCCGCUCACGCGGAUACACCGCCGUCCUGCUUAUGGAGACACACACGUCCUUUAUCGCCCCUUUAUACGACUCGAGGAGGCUGCAGUCAGCAGUGAGGACACGUUUCUGACCGUUGCCCUUUGGUUCCAGGUGGAAAAUCUCCGCUUUUCCCGCAAGCAUGUCUGCGAGAGACUCAGUGGAAGCAGUAGAGCAGCAGCAGUUUUCCUCUCUCCAGCCCCAGCAGCAGCAGCAGCAGUGUGAGCAGAGCAGCAGGAGCCAAUGGUCAUGGUGAAGGAGAAAGUGGCCCAUCCUCAGGAACCCCACCACCCCCCAGAGAAGCUGGUCAUCCAGUGCUACAAGUGUGGGGAGCCAUGCAAAGGGGAGGUGCUGCGUGUCCAGUCCAGGCACUUCCACAUCAAGUGCUUCACCUGCAAAGUGUGUGGCUGUGACCUGGCACAAGGGGGAUUCUUCAUGAAGAAUGGAGAGUAUUUAUGCACGCUGGACUAUCAGAGAAUGCACGGGACACGUUGUAAUGGCUGCGGGGAUUUUGUGGAAGGAGAAGUAGUGACGGCCCUGGGCAAGACCUACCACCCUUCAUGCUUCGUCUGCACCAUCUGCAAACGACCGUUUCCUGCUGGAGACCGCGUCACCUUCAAUGGAAAGGACUGUCUUUGCCAACGCUGCGUCCAGCCAAUGUCCCCCCCUCCAAAAGACAUCAGCGCUUCCAGUAACUGUGCAGGCUGUGGCAGGGAUAUAAAGAAUGGACAGGCUCUGCUGGCCUUGGACAGACAGUGGCAUCUCGGCUGCUUCAAAUGCAAAGCCUGCGGCAAAGUGCUGAGUGGAGAGUACAUCAGCAAGGAUGGAGCUCCAUACUGUGAGAGGGACUAUCAGAUCCACUUUGGGGUGCAGUGCGAGGCCUGCCAACAGUUUAUAACAGGGAAAGUUCUGGAGGCAGGAGAUAAGCACUACCACCCCAGCUGUGCACGAUGCAGCCGGUGCAACCAGAUGUUCACGGAGGGGGAGGAGAUGUACCUGCAAGGCUCAACAGUGUGGCAUCCAGACUGUAAGAGCAACACCAGAGUAGAAGAGAAGUACAGGGCGGCGCGGCAGCGUUCAGGGAGAAAGCCCAGUCCCCUUGAUAUCUUUUUCCCUCUAUCCCAGUGUCAGUCUCAGUGUAAGAGCCAGGGCAGCGGUGGCUCUCAGUGGUCUGCAGGCAGGCCGGAGCUCCUCCCUCCCUCUGUAACCUCACUGCACCAAUCAGAAAGGCAGCCCACAAGGUCUUCGUCUGAGAGUAUCUGUUCUCGACCUGGCUCCAGCAUCCCUGGCUCUCCGGGUCACACCAUCUAUGCAAAAGUAGACAAUGAAAUCAUUGAUUACAGGGACCUAGCAGCCAUCCCCAGAGUCAAGGCCAUUUAUGACAUAGAGCGUCCAGACAUGAUAUCCUAUGAGUCUCUCCACUCCACCUCCUCUACCCUGGACAGACAGGGCAGACACAGCCCUGGAGAGAGUACAACAGGUGAUCAUCCCCCCAGAGGCCAUGCCACAACCAUGCCACAAGAUCUUUCCCCUUUGUCAGCACCUCUGUCAGCAGAGACAUCCCCGAGGACCUUGUCGCCCACCCCCUCUGCUGAGGGCUGCUAUGACAUGAGAGAGCGCAUUAUGCAGAGAUCUACCAGCCAGGGCUCCAUUGGCUCACCCGUGUACAGUCGCCACAACUACAUGCCUUCACUGUCCAAAUCACCCCAGCACUUUCACAGACCAGGUAUGCUGAAGCUCUGCUCCUCUUUGCGUUCUGGCAACAGCGACAACCGCCCCACUUCCCCUUUCCGACAUCACUUCCUCCCCCAUAACAAAGAUUCUUUCUGCAUAGGCACUGAGCCAUCGAGUGGCCGCAGUUCCCCCCUUUCCUCCCGGCCGGCCACCCCGACCCUCUCUCUGACCCCUAAACAUUUCCACAUCCCAGACCAAGGCAUGAACAUGUACAGAAAACCACCAAUCUACAAACAGCAUGAUUCAGCUGCCCUGGCAGCGCAAAGCAAGUCUGCCGAUGACAUCAUCAAAUCUUCCAAGUUCCCUGCCGCUCAUGCUCCCCGGUUGGAUGAAACACCAAAGAUUGAGACUGACUACUGGCCCUGCCCUCCUUCCCUUGCUGCCCUAGGCUCAGAUGUGAGGAGCCGCUCACGAGAUGAAGACGAGGAGGAGCAUCUGAAGCGCAGACAUCUCCAAGAAGAACAUCUCAGCAAGAUCCAGUCUGGUCUGGGGAAGCUCAUUCUGAAGGAGGAGAUGGAGAAAGAGAUGAACAGGGAAAGAUAUGCCCGCACUCUGACCACUCAGCGCUAUGACUCUCAGCACACCAACUGCACUGCGGAUCCCAGCUGUCCAACAUCCAAAACCUCCUCACUGCCGGGAUAUGGAAGGAAUGGCCUCCAUCGGGUAAGCAACUGUCCCCAGUCCACAGAAUUUUCUCAGUAUAACAGUUAUGGAGAUGUCUGCGGAGGUCAGAGAGAUUUCAAGCCCAUCCAAGAUGGCCAGGUCCCCAUAAGCAGAAUGGACAGGGGAUUGUCAAUGCCUAAUAUGUUGGAACAUAAAGUGUAUCCAUAUGAAAUGCUCACUGUCACCAACAGAGGGCGUGCUAAGCUCCCGAAGGACGUGGACAGGACGAGGCUGGAGCGUCAUUUGGCACCUGAAGUUUUCUUUGACAUCUUUGGAAUGGAGAUCCAAGAGUUUGACAGACUUCCCCUGUGGAAGCGCAAUGACAUGAAGAAGAAGGCCAAGCUCUUCUAGCCAGGAAUCUGCAUGUUUUAAUUUAUCAGCCACUCCAAUAAUGUAUUAUAGAUAUAGUCUUCUGAUUUUCUUUUCCUUUAUUAUUAUUUUAUUCCUUUUAUUUUUGCUUUUUUUGGUUUGCUUUCCAACAGUCUGCUAACACACAGACAUAAUUUAUCUCCUUUUUGCUUCAAGAUAACAACUACCCCCUUUUUUGCCCUGGAUGCAGAGUUUUCAUUUAGGUGGAACUUUGGUUAGGACUGAAAUACAGUGGAAUUUAACCCUUUGAGGGGAGGACAGAGGAGUAAAGAGAGGCCAAUCUCUGUACUCUCAUUAAAACUGCCUUCAGAGCAAAAGUUUUCUCUUCUUCCACUCCUUCCUUCCCAUCUCAUAAAACAGGACUGUAAUUUUUGGGGUGGAAAAGGGGUGGGGGCUGAAGUCUAUCGGCAGGGUUCUUCCUCUAAAAAGGCUAUUAAGGUGUUGGAGGCACAAGAGUUCCAGCAGCCCCCUGCUGGUGUGGUCCUAAUAAGGGCCUUGAUGUGCAUUAACAGGGGGAAGUGAGAGCUACUGUGCAGAGCUGAAGAUGACAGACCCGGGUCCUGCCUGCAGGGGAGAGAAAGGUCUGGGUUUUGGCUCUGGAACACAUUAGAGCCUGUAGAGACUCUGAGAUGUGUCAGCUGUGGCUUACUUCCCUGCCAUCUCCUCUUAAGCCUUGAGGCCUCGUAUAAUCUUGCCAUAUACGAAAUGCUCCUGAGCUGGAUGCUCUUUCUCUAGCCUUUAAGUCCCAUCUCCUAUUUUUUUAACUUAUAAAAAGCUAAUAUCGUAUUUGACAGGCAGGUGAGGUGGUGGUGGUGAAAGCUUAGGAAGUUAAAGCCUACUGCUUGCUCCCUCCUUAAAACAUGAAGGGGAAUGUCCACCACAAGAGGUCAGGCUUGUGUUGUAUAUACGGAGGGGGAAUAGAGAUGUUCUCUGCUUAAUUCCCUCCAGAGUACCACCGAAUUUGACAAUCCUCUCCUUUUGACCACUAUCAAAACUGCAAUAUAUAUCUUUUAACAGCAUAUCACUUUGAUUAAAGCUAAAUUUGAAAAGUCUUUGAUAUUGACUGCUUUUUAUAAAGCUGAAAUAUUACAAACUGCCACUGUGUUGCUGGAGUAUUGAUGGAGCUGUAGCCAUAGCAUAUGUGCCAGAAGUAGGUUUGAUAUCAGGGCCCUAUCUGCCAUUCCGUUUAAAGCUGCCGGACGAUGCCGUUCCCAUAGACACUGGGUGUGCUUGCUGUAGUGUUAUGGGCUGAGGCUGAUCUUUAUUCCCAGGAGUGUCCUGUGAUGCUAACAGGGUUACUGACUUUGGACUGGGAAAUAAAAAAAAAAAACAUAGUUUUAUAAUAUCACACAACACAUAUGAUGAAACUCUUAGAAUCCAAGCUAUUUCACAUGUACAAUGAAUGAAGAAAAGUUGGUUUUGAUACCCAUGCUGUGUUCCUCGCCCUUUUCUGUCUUUUAUGAAGGAAAGAUUUGAUGACAAUGAUGUAAAAUCUCAACUGAGUAAUAAAACUCUGCUUCAGAUAUUCAUA